This is a messenger RNA of Patella vulgata (common limpet), 4168 nucleotides long. Its product is annotated as centrosomal protein of 112 kDa. Lineage: Eukaryota; Metazoa; Mollusca; Gastropoda; Patellidae. Bases 61 to 3072 code for a protein of 1003 amino acids. The transcript is spliced from 32 exons. The record is from RefSeq and is a predicted model, not a curated record.
GCGACUAAAAUGGAGGUUGUUUUGAAACAACGAAACGUCAAAAUCAUUUCAAAGAAGUGAAUGCUGUUUCACAUAUUGAAGCAUCAUGCCCUUUUAUCAGUGAAGAAGGCAGGUUCAUAUUUAGCCAGUAUGGAGAGUCAAACUAUGACCAGUGAACAGCUUGACACAGAGUUUGACAAGAUUUUAGUAGAUAUGAAACCAUAUGUUUUAAAACUGCCAGAAAAAAAAGAUCGUCAAAGAUGUGCAGUCUGGAUCAAAAAGUUGUGUGAACCACCAUCGUCUGGAUUAUCCAGCAGAAAAAAUCGUAAUCUUUAUUCACAACUGAUGUUAAGAAUGCUUCGAAGAGGAACUUUAGAGUCACCGUUUGAUUUAAAACCUGAAGACGGAAGUUUGCCAACAUUACCUACUUAUAUGUCAAUAUAUUUUGACGAUCCUAUGAAUUUAGAAGAGGAUAAAACACCAGACUGGGUAUCAGGAGAACUGACCCAUUCUGUUGGAUCAUCAUUAUUUCAUAGAUCAGCAUUUUGGGAACCAACUGCUACCUCCACAUUUCUAACUAGUCGUGAUAUCAAACAAAGAUCAACCAAUAGUCUAGGUGUUUCAUCAUUAGAUAGCCAUCAUCAUUUAUCAUUACCAAAUAGAGAUGAACAAUCUCUGCCAUUUGCUUUGGAUGAUUUAUGUCUUGAUACAAAAUCUUCACCAACUCAUUCACCAUUAAAUAGAGAGCAACGAAAGUUUGAUGUUAGACCAAGAAGUAAAUCACCUACUAGAAGAAAUAACCCUCAGGUAAAUGAUAGUGAUUGGUCAAGACCAUAUAGUCAUCAUAGUCAUGUUACAUCUACACUUUAUCCAAAAGUUACCCCCUAUCCUGAUGAACAGUUUUCAUUGCAUACAUCAGAGAUUGAAACAAGGAUCAAGAUGUUAGAAGCUAAUUUUCAUGAAGAAAAAGUUAGAUUAAAACAAAAACAUGAUAAUUAUGUUCAGAAGGUUAUCGAAAGGAAAAAUUUAGAGGUAGAAGACCUUAAAUCAGAAUAUAAUGAAAAAGUACAAGAAUUAGAAGAUGUGGUAGCAAAACUAGAUAAAAAAGUGCAAUCUGUUGUAAAAGAAUCCAAUAUGGUGAGAGAAUCCAAAGAAAAACAGGUGUCCGAAUUAAAGAAAAUGGUGGAAGACACUGAUCAAUCAAAAAAACUUCAAUAUGAAAAAAAGGAAGAGACAAAAGCAUGUUUGAAAGAGAAGUCAAAGCUUCAUGAUUUGUUACAUGAAUUUGAACAAGAAAAGUUUGAAAUGCAGAAUCAUCACUCUAGAAAUGUACAAGAAGUUUUGGAGGAAACUGACGUAAAGUUGCGACGAAUGGAGAAGGAAUAUGGUCAACAAACCACUUCAACGUCCAACAUUAUUAAAGAAUUAGAAAAUCGUGUUCAGAUGUUAACAACGGAGGUUGAUAAUACAGUCAAACAACGAGUAAUUAUAGAAAAAGAGAAGAAUGAAUUACAGAUAAAAGUUGAUAGAUUAUCAGCAAAUUUAGAAGACUCUAAAGACAGAUUCCGUCAUCUAGAUAGUGAAUAUAAACAUUUAAUAGACACACACAAACAAGAAGUAAGAAGUUUAAAAAGUAAAACAGAAGCUAGUUUACAGUAUAUAAAACAAGAACAAAGUUUAUCAUCAUCAAAGAAUACAGAGGCUAUAUCGGAGUUAGAACAACAGGUUGAACAGCUCAAAAAAGCAUUAAAAGAUACUGAGGAAUCAAAUCACAGACAAUUAAGGGAACAAGAACACACGUAUCAACAAGAUAAAAUGCAUUUAGAAAGUCUACAUGAUAAACAGAUUCGGAGUCUCAAAAAAGAAUAUGAACAAUCAGAACAAUUGUCAGAGAAAAAAAUCAAAAGAUUAGAAAACACACUUCAUGAUAAAGAACAAGAAUUAAAUCGACUGAGAGAACAAAAUCAUGAACAAGCUGCUCAAGCUGAUAGAGCUCUAGAAGAAUUUAAAUUACAAGUGGAAAAAAAUCAAACAAGAAUGCAUGAUGAAAUGAAAGAGCAGAUGAAUAAAGUACAAUCAGAUCUACAUAAAUCUAAACUAAGUAGAGAGAAACAGGCUCAAGAAUUUGCUCACCAAUUAGAAGAAGAGAAGUUUCAGCAUGAUAAAGAGUUGGCUGAAAUAAAGAUAUUUUUUGAUAAUGAUAAAACACAACUUCUGAGAGAUUUUCACAUCCAGAAAGAUUAUAUUUUAUCUGAUCAUGAGAAAGAUUUAGAUAAUAUAAAAGAGGCCCAUAAAGCUGAAUUAAAUUGUUUAGAGAUGAAAUCACGGGAAAGACAAGAAAAAGAUAACAAGACAAUGCGUGAGUUAGAAACACAACUUAGAGAAUUAAGAGAAGAAUUAGUACAGUCCAAUCAACUACGUAAACAACAACUCGUAGAACUGGGAUUAUUACGUGAAGAAGAAAAACAAAAGAUGCAAAGAGACCAUGAAUUAGAGAUAACUAGAAUGAGAACAGAUAGUGAACAGCAAAGAUUAGAAUUACAGAAAACACAUAGUUUUGAGAUGGAACAAAUGUUACAAAAGACCAGUGGAAGAUUAAAAGAUCUAGAGAAAGAAAAUGAUGAAAAGAUGAAAAAUUUUAUAGAGAAUAUAUCCAGUCUUCAAACUACAAUUGAUCAUCUUAGAACUGAAAACAAAAGAAUUAAAGAAAAAGGAGACAAGAAGGUAAUAGAUAUUGAUGUUCAACAUGAAGAUGAAAAGAAGGCUAUAAGAAAACAGUACUCAAAUAGCAUGCAGAAAAUUUCUCAAGAAUUAGAUGUUCAGAGAAAAAAAGUGAGGAAUUUAGAAAGACAGUUACAGAAAGAGGAAUCAGAUUAUGAAGAAAAGGUUACAAGAUUAAAGUUGAAUUAUGAAGAAAGGAUUAGAGGUCUUAUACCAACAGAAGUUAGACAGGAAUUAGAAGAUACAAUAGAAGCAUUGAAAUCUCAGGUUUAUUCUCUACAACAGAGGGCUUCAGUAUUACAAGAUGAAGUAGAUACCAGCAGCAAGCCAAAAUUCAGUAAAAUAGCAAACGUUCCUAUUAAAGCAAUAUGAUUGGCAAUGGUAAUAUUAGUUAUAAACAGUGCUUCCAUCCAUAAUGUCAAUUCUGUUAUGUGUCGGUAUUUAAGUGUAAUAUAUAGUUGAAGUACAUACAUAAUACAUGUAUUCAACUUUUUCUAACAUGUAUGUAAUGUAUAAAUAUUUGUAUAUAAAAAAUAAAUAUCAAUAUUCUAAUUAUUAUAUUGUAAUAUUUGUACAACUUUUUGACUAUUUUCUAACCAAGUAUGUUAAUAAUAAUUUAUUUAUGAAAUACAGUAUUAUUUUCUAUCACAUCAGAACAUGUUUGUUAUGGCAAUCUCUGAUGACAUGGAAAUUAUUAUUUAAUGACAACAGGUGAAAGGAUUGUGUGGGUAAAUUUGUUUACCACUUCAUUGUGAUCUGUUUUUAGAGAUAAGGUUUUUAUCGGGAUUCGGCUUGAUAUUUAAGUGAAUUCCGAAUCGGGAAACCCUCUAUAUAAUUUUAAUUGCUCACGUUAUCUGAUUGUUAUUUUAACUUGUUUUUUUAUACAAGAUACAAAAACAUAUUUUUAUUUUGUUAUCAGUGAUUCAGUGCUGUAUGUCUAUAUACACUUAUAAGUUUGUGAUGAAUUUCAAGGUCAGAGUCAUACAUAAAAUGCUUUAGGUAAUCAAUUAGUUGAUUUAUUCAACAAAAAAUAAAGUUAAAUCGCAUUUAUUAAGUUUGCGACAUAUAUAUAUAUUUGGCUCUAAUGUAUGGUUUUUUUUUUGAUUCAUGCUGCACCAAACAUUGCAUAUUAUACGCUAAUACCAAGUGUCUGAUGUUAAUGACCAAGAUCAAGGUCAGAUCACCCUUGAUGUCACAUAUUCACAUUUCCCAGAAAUGAAAUUCCUCAUACCUAUUCCUGUUCCAAUGACAAUAAAACUUACAUGGUCAUUGAUUGGAGCACAAUAUAGCAGUUCCAGUUGUCAAUGUUUAUCUUUUUUUUCCAAAACAAUUCCUCUUUAAUAUAGCUUGUAUUAACCAUUGACACAAGACUAUUUUAUAUUAAUUAGUCUAUUCAUUCCAACACCAAAUAUCUGCUGCUAUAUAUUACUGAUAUUAUAUUAUAUACUUUAUUAAUAAUAAACAUUUU